Molecule: messenger RNA, 2070 nt
Organism: Epithele typhae
Lineage: Eukaryota; Fungi; Basidiomycota; Agaricomycetes; Polyporales; Epitheliaceae
Product: Dynamin central region-domain-containing protein
Exons: 10
Coding region: 1-2070 (689 amino acids)
Biological process (GO): peroxisome organization
Cellular component (GO): membrane; cytoplasm; microtubule
Molecular function (GO): microtubule binding; GTPase activity; GTP binding
Source: RefSeq, a predicted model, not a curated record
AUGGCGACCUCUGGUCUCGGAAACGAGAUUGUAAAUGUUGUCAACAAGCUCCAAGAUGUCUUCUCCGCUGUCGGCUCCUCCGCCGCCCAAAUAGACCUCCCUCAGAUUUGUGUGCUCGGCAGUCAGAGUAGCGGGAAAAGUAGUGUGCUCGAGAACAUCGUCGGAAGGGAUUUCUUGCCUCGAGGUUCCGGUAUUGUGACCCGUAGACCACUGGUUCUCCAACUCAUGAACCGCAAACCUACCGCUGGAGCCAACGGUUCAGCGAAGACCAGCGCUGAGGACCUAAAGAGUGACCCACAAAGCAACCCCGACGAGUGGGGCGAGUUCCUCCAUCUCCCUGGCCAGAAGUUCUUCGACUUCACGAAGAUCCGUGACGAGAUCGUCCGCGACACCGAGGCGAAGACUGGCAAGAACGCCGGCAUCUCUCCUCUCCCCAUCAACCUCCGCAUCUUCUCCCCCAAUGUCCUCACCCUUACCCUCGUCGAUCUUCCCGGUCUUACCAAGGUCCCCGUCGGAGACCAGCCGCGCGAUAUUGAGAAACAAAUCAGGGACAUGCUGUUCAAGUACAUCUCCCGUCCAGCAUGUAUCAUCCUCGCUGUCACUCCUGCGAAUAGCGAUUUGGCGAACUCGGAUGGUUUGAAGAUGGCGCGCGAGGUCGAUCCGGAGGGUCAGAGGACAAUUGGUGUCUUAACAAAGGUCGAUCUCAUGGACACCGGUACCGAUGUUGUGGACAUCCUUGCUGGUCGCGUUAUCCCACUGCGCCUCGGUUACGUGCCUGUGGUCAACCGUGGUCAACGCGAUAUCGACACCAACAAGCCUAUCUCCUCUGCUCUCGAUGCGGAACGCAAGUUCUUCGAGGGCCACCAGUCGUACUCCAACAAGGCGCAAUACUGUGGAACCCCCUUCCUUGCGCGGAAGCUGAAUGUAAUUCUUAUGGCGCACAUCCGUGCGACACUUCCCGACAUCAAAGCCCGUAUCUCCCAACAGCUCCAGAAGUACACUCAGGAGCUUCAAACGCUGGGUGGUGCUCUUGGUGACUCCAGCUCGUCGAGCAUUGUACUUUCCGUGAUCACGGAGUUCUGCUCCGAGUUCCGGACGACAAUCGACGGUAACACGAACGACCUGUCUCUGAACGAGCUCUCUGGUGGUGCACGUAUCAGUUUUGUGUUCCACGAGCUGUUCAGCAAUGGCAUCAAGACCAUCGACCCCUUCGAUCAGGUCAAAGAUGGUGACGUCCGGCUCCUCCUCUACAACUCCUCUGGUUCGACACCGUCGCUGUUCGUGGGCACCCAGGCGUUCGAGCAGAUCGUCAAGCAGCAGAUUAGGAGACUGGAGGAACCCUCUCUGAAGUGCUGCCAACUUGUCUACGAUGAGCUCAUCCGCAUUCUCGGUCAGCUUCUCGCCAAGAUUCAAGCAUUCAGGCGAUUCCCGGCGCUGCGUGACCGCUUCAACUCCGUCGUCGUGAACUUCUUCAAGACUGCAAUGACACCCACGACGAAGCUUGUCACCGAUAUGGUCAGCAUGCAAGCAUGCUACGUCAACACCACCCACCCCGACUUCCUCAACGGCCACAAGGCGAUGGCGAUCGUCACUGAGCGGAUGAACGCCAACAAGCCGCAGGAGCGCGUGGACAAGAACAAGGUCUCCCCGGCGCAGAUCAACAACAACCGUGACCUCGACGUGGACAUGAGGGAGGAGCCGGGAUUCUUUGGUUCGUUCUUCGCGAAAAACCAGCAGAAGAAGAAAGGUGUCGCGGUCAUGGAGGCGCCCCCGACCGUGAUCAAGCCGCAGGCUGCGCUUAGCGAGCGCGAGACGAUGGAGACGGAGGUGAUCAAGCUGCUGAUCCAUUCGUACUUCAACAUCGUCAAGCGGGAGAUGAUCGACAUGAUCCCGAAGGCGAUCUCGCUCACGCUCGUGAACUACUCGAAGGAGACGCUGCAGCAACAACUCUUGCAGGAGCUUUACAAGCCCGACGUGCUCGAGGACCUCCUCAAGGAGUCGGAAUUCGUCGUCAACCGCCGCAAGGAGGUGGUGUCGAUGAUCCAGGCGCUCAACAAGGCGGAAGAGUGA